UCCUUCAGGGAUCCCGCGGCAGGGAGCCGCGGCGGAGCGGGGCUGACACGUAAGUGCGGGGCCGAGGGGCAGCCGCCUCCCUUCCUCUCGGGUGGCGGCGGCGGAGCCACCCGCCGGGCGGGCCCCCGCGGCGGGGCCGAGCUGCGGAGAGCGGGGAGAGCCGCCCCGCAGCCCCUCUCCCGCAGGUGCCAGCGCUGCUGCCCGGCCCGGCCCGGCCCGGCCCUGCCGCGGGGCCCCGGGACAGGCAGGCGGGGCCGGCCCUCCCGCCGCAGCAUGCGGCUGCGCUGCCCGCCCGGCCCCGCUCCGUCCCGCAGGCAGGGGGAAGCCGCCCGGGCAUCCGCGGCGGUGCCCAGGGGCUGAGCCGCUCGCCCGCCCCUCCCGCCCUCUGUCCCUCCCUCUGUCCCUCCCUCCUCCUCCUCCUCCUCCUCCCGGCGCGGGCCCGGGGCCUCCGAUGUGGCCGCCUCCUCGCCCGCCGCCUCCAGCUGCCCGCUGCUGAUUCGUGAGGGGCGGGGACCCUCGGGACCCCGCCGGGGACAUGGGCAACGGGAUGUGCUCCCGAAAGCAGAAGCGGAUUUUCCAGAGCCUCCUGCUCUUGACUGUGGUGUUCGGCUUCCUCUACGGGGCGAUGCUCUACUACGAGCUGCAGGGCCAGCUGAGGAAGGCGGAGGCCACGGCGCUCAAGUACCAGCAGCACCAAGAGUCCCUCUCGGCUCAGUUACAAGUUGUAUAUGAGCACAGGUCAAGAUUAGAGAAGUCACUACAAAAGGAGAGACUUGAACAUAAGAAAGCAAAAGAAGAUUUCCUUGUUUAUAAACUAGAAGCACAGGAAACACUAAAUAAAGGAAGGCAAGACUCCAACAGCCGGUACAGUGCCCUGAGUGUGCAGCACCAGAUGUUGAAGAGUCAACAUGAAGAGCUAAAGAAGCAACAUGCUGACCUUGAGGAAGAUCACAGAAAACAAGGAGAGGAAUUUAGCAGAACGUUCAAUGAUCACAAGGAGCGAUACUUGCAACUGCAGCAGGAAAAGGAGCAGGAGAUCUCUAAGCUGAAGGAAUCCCUGUAUAACUUACGGGAGGAGAACAGACAGUUGAGAAAAGCUCACCAAGACAUUCACACCCAGCUACAAGAUGUCAAGCAACAGCAUAAGAAUUUACUCUCCCAACACAACCAGCUUGUAGUGACUUUGGAAGACCACAAGAGUGCACUAGCAGCUGCACAGUCCCAGGUGGAGGAGUACAGGCAGCUGAAGGACACACUCAACAAAAUGCCAAGUUUCCGCCAGCCUGAGAAGUUAGAGCGACCAGAUGAGCAACCAGAGGUGCAAGCCCCACCUCCCCACAGUGACCUCCCUGUGCCCCACGAAGCUGUGGCUGAAGAGCACAAGGAGAAUGAGCAGCCAAAUGAGAAAGAAAUAAUGACCCAGGAAAAAGAUGAUAGAGCUGAGCCUUUUCAUCUGCAGAGAAGGGCUGAGGAAGGCCAGCAUGCCAGGGAGCUAAAUAUUCAGGAGCAACAAGAAGCUGGAGAGGAUGAAGAGCAACGUGUAGAUCAAGUUGAAGAAGAACGCAAAAAAGAACUUGAAGAGGAAGAAAUGGAGCAGGCAGGUCAGCCUGAGCACUUGGAGGAGGAGCAGGAUCAAGUUCCAGAAGAGCAUGAGUGGAAAAAACAGGAACAGAAAGAAGAAGAAACCAACAUGUUGGGUGAUCAGCUUCAUUCUGAGAUCACAUCAACAAAAGCUGCAGCAAAAAGACACAAGCCAGUCUAUGAACGGCAGCUGGAGCAGCAACAUCUUGCAGCCCAAAGAGCAGAUCAAGCCCAUCAACUGCCAGAGCAUCAGGCCUCACUGCAGCAGCAGAGGCUGCGGGAACAGCUCCUAGGGCAGCAGCAGCUUCGAGAAAAAGAGCUUCAGCUGCAGAAGCAGGAAGAACAAGAAGAAAAACUCUAUAAAAACCAGCUCAGCCAUCAGGCUCAUUACGAUAACAUGGACCAUGAUAUUGUACAAGGGGAAGAAGAGCAAGGUAUUCAGGAAGAGGAAGGAGGUUAUGAACGUGACAACCAGCACCAGGAUGAAGGUGAAGAGGAUGAUCAAAAUCAUGCAAAUGAGCAGCAGGAACCAGAACAUCAGGGGGAAGACCAGCAGGCUGAUGAAUUGAAGGCUGCCAUGGAAGAUGUGAAUCCUGCUGAUGACCCCAACAAUCAGGGAGAAGAUGAAUUUGAGGAAGCCGAGCAAGAGAGAGAAGAAAAUCUACCAGAUGAAAAUGAGAAGCACAAGCAGACCAGUCAGAAACAAGGACAUCCAGGAAUGGAAGAGCACCUAGUGAUGGCAGGAAAUCCUGACCAGCAGGAGGAUAAUGUGGAUGAACAAUAUCAGGAAGAAGGAGAAGAGGAGAUCCAGGAAGAUCUGACUGAAGAGAAGAAACGAGAACUGGAACGCAACCCUGAAGAGCCAUAUGGUGAAAAUGAGGACAAUGCAGAUGAAAAGAAUAAUGGAGGGGCAGACCAAGAGCAAGAAAUGCAAGAAGAGAACAACCAGAAAGAAGUUCAUGAAGAAAAUUACGAGGAGGAAGAGGAGGAGGAAGAGGAAGGCAGAGGUGUUGCAGCAAAAACUCGGAGACGAGGGGAAAUGUAAUCCUUUUUGGGUUUUUUUUACAGCACACAAAUUCCUGGUUUCUUGGUUGUUUUUUUUUUUAAAAAAAAAAAAAGCCCAACUUUUUUAGGAUAUUUAAUUUCCAAAAAAGUUUGUGUUUUACACUUUUUACUUUUCUAUUAGAUGCUCUCAUGCGUUUAUAUGACUACGGUAUUUUGAUACUCUAGAUUAGGAUUUCUUUUCUAUUAAAGCUGUACAUAAACAGACAUUAUCCAGGUUUAAUUUCUCAUAAUUCUGGGCAUGUUUUAUAAAGGCCAUCUUGGAAUCCACUUUCACCUUGUCCGAGUCUGUCAGAUGUUUGGUCUAAUUUCAGAUACAUUCAACACCAGAGGGAAUAUCUAGUGCCUAAACCCAGCCAGCAUUAGUCACUCCAGCUCUUGUCUUCCUUGACACAUGUGACUGGUGACUGGCCACACUGCCCCUCUGAGCCACCAUUUGUGGUGCUCGUAGAGCCCCAGGGGCGGUUGAACUCGUUACAAUCUAAAGAGAUUGUUCCAAUCCUUGAGGAUAACAUGGCACAUGCCUAACUCUUUGCAGGACCAGGCCUUUUACAGGUCUGGAACAGUUAUAAAAUAUGCAAGUUUUACAAGCCUUCAAAAUGCAGCCAGGUUGGCAGCUGUUGAUUUUUGCAGCUGUUUCUAUACAGAUAAGUUAUGCAUUUAUGCAAAUGAGCAUACCUGGGUACUUCAGCUCCAUACACUACAUAGCAGGGAAUGCAGAUGGGGAUGUGCUGAGAUGCGAGCUAGAAACCAAUUUAGACUUGAAGAUCCAUUAUGCCAACUGAAAACACUACAGCUGUCACGUGAGUGAAGAGGUACAGAAGGAGCUAUUUUGCUGUCCUUGUUAAUAUAUGCAAUGUUUGACCAGAGAACUAUAAUUACAUCACCUCAGUGACAGGCUUUCUGGAGACUAGAGAGGGUUAAGGCAUCUUAACCAAGUUGACAUGAUUGGUGCAAGAUGUUGAACUAAGGCCUUUACCUUCUUUUACUUAUUUAUUUUUCAGUCUAUGCUGGAAGGAUUUCUGUGUCCCCUAGGGUGAAAAAAAUCAGACUAGAGACAAAUGCCUCAGAAGUUUUUUUGAACAGCAGACAUCUCUAGCACUGCAUGUUGAAAUGUAAGGGGUGGGGAGGGAGGGGGGAAAUGACACAAAAACGGUGCCUUGGUGGCUACUAUGAACAUAACCACAGUGCAUGAGUAUAUACAAUAUUUGUAUUGGUACAGACCCUCCUUAUUUAAUGUGUUAAAAGGAGAAUGGGAAUCUGGAUUUCCCAGGCUAAGCCCCAUUGCUGGAAAUGAGGCAUACAGUAGCUCCCCAUGAAAGUGUGUUAAUAUAUAAAAGGAGAGGGUUUGGGAUUUUUCCCUUUUUAAUAAUGAUGCCUAGCAAUGUUUUUAGUUUAAUUUUUUUAUAUGAAUGUAAUUUAAUUCAUUUUUCUACUAACUCAGUUGCAUUGUUUUAUAGUUGGUUACCAUUCUUUGCAAUUUUCCUAAAUAUUCCAGACAGUGCUUAUGUUUCAUAGGAAUAUUUUUGUCAGUAUUUUGGGUUUUCUAGUUACCAUAAAUCAGAUUUAUGUAUAAAAAAAAGUUUACAUGAUACUGUAAAAUGUAUAAUAUGUACAUAAUCUUUAAAAUACAAUUAUUUUGGUAAAUUGGCCUGUAUUUUUAAUGUCACAGUUGCAAUAUUUAAUUAUUUGAGGCAUAAUAGAACUUGACUGCAGUCAAUAAACUAGGCUAUAGUUACUGA
Messenger RNA from Apus apus (common swift), 4385 nucleotides. RefSeq names its product golgi integral membrane protein 4 (gene GOLIM4). The transcript has 16 exons. Gene Ontology annotation, cellular component: Golgi apparatus; Golgi membrane. Bases 536 to 2626 code for a protein of 696 amino acids. The record is from RefSeq and is a predicted model, not a curated record. Lineage: Eukaryota; Metazoa; Chordata; Aves; Apodiformes; Apodidae.